AUUAUUUUUUUUGUGACAAUUGUGAUGUUCUGUAGGUAAUGUUGAUACAUUUUGAAUGGAAUAAUGUUGUCCAUACCGAUUUUUAAACGAAAAGUUGUACAAUAAAACUAAUUUCCGACAUGGAAAUUGUUUUUAGAAGUCCAGCAAAUCCAAAAAUAUUAAUUUAUGUGGUAACUUUGCUAAAUGUCUGUUUCGGCUCUUUUAAUUUUUAUAUAGAUACGAAUGAAGUUCAAAGACUUUUAGGUUUAAAUGCAGAAUUGUUUUAUGUUAGAAAUGGAGUUAUCAAUGAACAGGCUUCAAAUUUUAUAUUGUCAGUUCCUUACAAACAUAAUGUAUUUUACUUUACUUGGGAAAGUCUGGAAGAGAAGCCUCUAAAUUAUAAAGUGAAAGUUGAUUCGCCAGAACAAGUAGUGCUAGAAAAACCAGUAUUAAAUAUAUCAGCAACUGGUUUGAUGCCAAAAGGAUCGCAAAUGUUUAGUGUGGAUAUUCCUUGUUCUGGUAAACAAUCUGGUCAAAGUGACAUCCUUGUUUCUGUAACAAUUACUCUUCCUUCAAACAAUAUUACAAAUAUAAACAUUCACAGGAGAAAAACUUGUAUUGAAACAGAUGUUAAGGCAAAUAAUAUUCUAUCUGACUCAGAAUCUGUAAACCCAGGCCCAGCAAAAAUGUUUUAUUUUGCAAUUAGUUGUGCCGUUGGCUUUCUUUUCUUUUUUCUUGUUUUUCUUACAUCUUUCUAUAUUCGCCGUAAAAAGUUUAAAAAAGUAUCUGACAAUAAUAUAGAUCAAUCACAAUCAACAUUUCUUCAUUCUUCAAGAAAUCCUACAGCUAUUUCGUCUUAUGGAAGUUUUCGUAGAGCACCAAGUUAUUCUCUUUUAGAAGAUAGGCCAAAAGAUAUUCAAGAGAGAAUUUCCGAUCUUACAAUCCAAAGAUGUCGAGUUUGCUUAAAAAGUGUAUUAUUAGAAGGCACUUUUGGCAGAGUUUAUCAAGGAACAUAUACAAAAGACAAUGGUUCAGUAGAGAGUGUUUUGAUAAAAACAGUCACUGACCACGCUUCUCAAAUACAAAUCUCACUUUUACUUCAAGAAGGAAUGUCAAUGUAUUCAAUCAAUCACAAAAAUAUUUUAAGCAUAUUGGGUGUUUCUUUUGAGGAAAAUACUGCUCCGUUUUUACUUUAUCCUUUUAGAGAUUUUAAAAAUUUGAAAAUUUUCCUCCAGAAAUGUAAAUUAUGUUCAGAGGGUGUAGCUCACACUCUUACUACUCAAGAAAUUGUUGACAUGGCACUACAAAUAACUGGGGCCAUGCUGUAUCUUCAUAAACGUCAUUUAUUACAUAAGGACUUAGCUGCUAGAAAUUGUGUGGUUGAUGAAAAAUUAAAAAUUCAAAUAACAGAUAAUGCUCUAUCCCGUGACCUUUUUCCCGCAGACUAUCAUUGCUUGGGUGACAAUGAAAAUAGGCCAAUAAAAUGGCUUGCUAUUGAAAGUUUAAUAAGCAAAACUUUUUCCCCUCAAUCUGAUGUAUGGUCAUUUGGUGUAUUACUUUGGGAAUUAACAUCUUUAGCUCAACAGCCAUAUGUUGAAAUAGAUCCUUUUGAAAUGGCUGCUUAUCUAAAGGAUGGGUAUAGAUUAACUCAACCAAUAAACUGUCCAGAUGAAUUGUUUGCUGUUAUAGCCUACUGUUGGGCAAUGAAUCCCGAAGACAGGCCCACUUUUCUACAGUUGAAAGUUUGUCUUUCUGAGUUUUAUUCACAAUUAACGCAAUAUGUUUAAUUGUUGCUGUAACAUGCAAUUAUUCAGUUGUAUAUAAGAAUGCUCGAUGAAUUAAUAUCUAACAUUACUCUGAUCAGAGGAAAAGAGCAUAAUCUACCAGCAAACAGUUACACUUGUCGAUUUUUAUAACGAAAUAAAUGUUAGGUAACAAAUAAUUGGUGAUGUUUGAGGUUGUAGUAGAUGUUAUUGAUUACCAUUUCUCUGUGGCUUCUUUAGAUGGAAAAAGAAUUAUUGUAGAGUCAAUAAAUAAUUUAUAACUAAAA
Molecule: messenger RNA, 2029 nt
Organism: Agrilus planipennis (emerald ash borer)
Lineage: Eukaryota; Metazoa; Arthropoda; Insecta; Coleoptera; Buprestidae
Gene: dnt
Product: tyrosine-protein kinase Dnt
Exons: 6
Coding region: 120-1766 (548 amino acids)
Biological process (GO): multicellular organism development; protein phosphorylation; positive regulation of kinase activity
Cellular component (GO): signaling receptor complex
Molecular function (GO): protein kinase activity; ATP binding
Source: RefSeq, a predicted model, not a curated record